This is a messenger RNA of Drosophila serrata, 1531 nucleotides long. RefSeq names its product TBC1 domain family member 13. The record is from RefSeq and is a predicted model, not a curated record. Gene Ontology annotation, molecular function: GTPase activator activity. Gene Ontology annotation, biological process: activation of GTPase activity; intracellular protein transport. Lineage: Eukaryota; Metazoa; Arthropoda; Insecta; Diptera; Drosophilidae.
UAACACUAAAUGUUUGUUGUGAUUUUCAAUUCUACGAUUUUCCUCAAUUAAUUAAUUAUCCGAGAUAGCCAAAAAACCACAAAAGUGUCCUGUAUGGAGCUUAGGCAAAGCCGCCUGUAUACAGCUUCACCAUGUCCAUGUUUAAGGCGCGUGUAAAGGAAUUCGAAGAUGUCCUAGCUGCCCCCCAGGACUUGAUCGACAUUAAGCAACUGCGAAAACUGACGUUUAAUGGUGUGCCCGAUGUGCAAAGUUUUCGAGCGCUCAGCUGGAAGCUCCUCCUGGGCUACUUGGGUCCUCGGCGCAGCAGUUGGACCUCGACACUGACUCAGAAGCGAGCCCUGUACCAGCAGUUCAUCGAGGAGCUAGUGCUACCGCCUGGUCAUGCGAAUAAAGGUUCCGGUGACGACGUGGAAUCAAGGGGCGUUGGCCUGCAAGAUCAUCCAUUGAGCGAGGGACCAGAGAGCGCCUGGAACACGUUCUUCAACGACAAUGAGUUUCUGUUGCAGAUCGACAAGGAUGUGCGGCGCCUCUGUCCGGACAUCUCCUUCUUCCAGCAGCCCACCGAUUAUCCCUGCGAUAUUGUGGUCCAUAGCAGAGGCGAGCACGGGCGGCGGCUGCAUGAAAGGGUGGUUCCUGCCGUGCUCAGCUCAGCGAACGUAGAACGGAAGGGCCUAGGCAUGACGAAGCAGCAAAUAAAUUUGAUUACUAAGCGCUCCGUGGAAAAUUAUGCCGCCAUGGAGGAGGGACAGGAAGCUCACUGGGAGGUUGUGCAGCGCAUCCUGUUCAUCUACGCCAAGCUUAAUCCCGGUCAGGGCUACGUGCAAGGCAUGAACGAGAUCGUGGGGCCAAUCUACUACGUUAUGGCCUCGGAUCCAGAUCUAUCGUACCGCGCCCACGCCGAGGCGGACUGCUUUUUCUGCUUCACUGCCCUGAUGGGCGAGAUCCGAGACUUUUUUAUCAAGACCCUUGACGAUGCCGAGGGUGGCAUCAAGUGUAUGAUGGCCAGACUAUCGAAUAUGCUCAAGGAAAAGGACAUUGACAUAUAUGAGCAACUGAAGAGCCAGGAACUGCAUCCGCAGUACUACAGCUUCCGGUGGCUCACACUGCUCCUUUCCCAGGAGUUUCCACUGCCGGAUGUGCUGCGCAUUUGGGACUCUGUUUUCUCAGAUGAGCAUCGCUUCGAUUUUCUCAUCAGAAUUUGCUGUUCCAUGAUAUUAAUCCAAAGGGAAGCUAUCUUGGAGAACGACUUCGCCUCAAAUGUAAAGCUGCUGCAAAACUAUCCGCCGAUCGAUAUUAAUGUGGUGAUUACCCACGCAGUGACGCUGGCGUAGCAAUCGCCUGAAAAGAUAUUUUCUUGCCCACAUGCUUUACAGCCUGUCUGAUAUCAAGGGAAUGAAACAAGCAAUCAACUACUUUAGUUAGCCUGAAUCUAAACGACCACUUACAGGAACCCCAUAAGUAUACAGCACUUACGGUUACUUUUUAUAUAACUGUUUGAUUUUUAUAUGUCAUUAAAACCAAGUAAUUUUAA